CACGUGCGUCGCAGUUAGGAGUUGGGGGCAGUGUGAGGAGACAGAGAGGGCCAAGAGAGAAGAGGAGCUGUAACAGCAGCAAUCUUGACCCAGUCCAAGCAGAGAUGAGCAGCGAUAGGUCCAAAUGCGAACAAGUUGUCUAUGAGCUGCUCUGCAAGGUCGCAGAACUUGUCGUUUCCAGCAGAGUUUCGCUAAUUCAACCACAGCGACGCGAAGUCAACAGCAAGUUCUCUCUGCACGUGCAAGAGCUAGCGUUUGUGAGAAACUCCAUGAAAGCAUGGGAAAACAACCUCACGCUGCCUCUUGGCAUUGACAUAUUUUGGGUAGAGGGAGGAGGAGACGGGGCCCCUCGCCGCGAGCUGCUGGAGCGAUGGGAGAUCAUGUACGAGGCGCAAGAUGCGGCAGAGGGCAAAUCUGCUCAGCUGAGGCACUUCUUCAAACGAUCCAUCAUCCUUCUUCGCACUCUUUACUCUCUCGUGCGGUUGCUGCCAGCUUACAGCGUUCACAAACGGAUCCAGAGCAGGGAUGUGUCUUUGGCAGAUUCAAGAGACGACACGGGUUUCUCCCUGUACCCUUUGCGUGAUGGAGGUAGCUGCGGUUCAGGUCUGGACUUCAGCGCUAGUGGCGGAGAAGACCAUGCAGGUCGCAGUGGCCGGAAGUCGACGAGCUGCUACACCUUCAAGCCUUUAAAGGCACCACACGGCAGUGUGAAGGUCAUCUGUCACUACCGAAGAGGUGUGGAUUCAAAGGCUUAUCAGCACGGACAAACCAACACCGUUACUGCAGCGCCCGAUAUGACGACUUCGCUCAUCCCGGACUAUGUAACGGACGAGUAUGAGAGAAACGCCGCAGCCUCGAGGAUGCCAGCAACGGAAGUGAACCACGACUGGCCAAAGCUGCCCAGCACGCCUGAAGACGGAGCUUCGGUGCCAGACGGUGCUGUCGAUGCGUAUGGCCAGCACGCCGGGAAUAAAGUCUCGAAAGAGAAUACUUCUAUGAUGCAUUGGCCCUCUCCGGAACUGGGGCAUGGGUACGCGGAGAAGCGAACACACAUUGGACCACGCCAGGGUCCAGCACCGUUUUUGACUCCUGGGCCACAUCGCGGACGGCCGCUUGGAAGGCACGACGUCAUGAUGGAGCCACUGGAGUUGGGACCAAACGCUGAAAUCCAUGCUCGAGGGCCCCCGCAUUUUCCAGCUCCUCCUGUGCGGCAGGAAAACGAAGAUCUCAUACGCGUUUCUGCACAAACCCUAUCGGGUGCCAGCGGACGCACGGAGUCGAACCAUGUGGAUUCUCAUUGCAGCAACGGGAUGAUUCGGACAGCAGAGGGAGGAGAGGACGGAGUUGCUGAUCGAGGCAGAGCACUCAUGCGGCCGUACAGGCGAAAUUCAAUCAGCGAAUCGCUGUCAACGCCGUCAGGGUCUGGUGGCUCUCGCAUCACAGCAGGGCAUCGGCACAGCACGGCAAUCGAGUACACCCCUCCAUUUUCGUACAACACCACUGGGCCUGAUCUUGGCGAACGAAACAUUGCCCUGGGUCAGCCCUUGGUUAGCUUCAGCCCUCCUUUUAACGCCGUACACGUCGGCCAGAGGGGUCAUGACAGCACCUUCAGCAUAAGGGUACAUUCAUCUGGACCACGUGCCCCGGUGCCUACCCUCCUGGAAGUGCUGCCAGAAUCUCCUUUUGCGUUGAGGAAAGAAGGCACUCAACCCCCUGGUGUCCCGGGGACAGCGGUUGCUUCCUCGUCGCGGCCGUUCCUGCCAAGAUUGGACUGUAGUAGUCAGGAACCAACGUUUGCUGCAACAAGUGCUGGCAUUGACAGAACUGAGCUACCUUUUGCGGCAGAACUGCAAGACGAUGGAGUAUCAGCAUCUGUGGAUUCCAGCGUCUGUGGUGUGGAGGGUGGGUUGGACUCCUCUGCCGCUCCGUCGACGCUGUACGCGUUGUGCUCGGCCGCGUCCUCCAAGUCUAUUUUCCUGGCGGACCCAUCAUCAGAAUAUGCAGAGCAGACGGCAGUCGGUUUUUUACAGGAGCGUGAUUCAAACGACGUUCCUUCCCCCGGCGCAGAGUACACCAGCACAGCCGGGAGUCUACCCCAGGAAGUUAUCGUGCGCUCAUUGGAAGAAGAUCUGGAGGGAUUCAGGCUGUUUCAACAAGAAGUUCUUGAGCAAAGACGCUGACUAUCAGCACUUCGUCGCAGCUAUCGGAUGGAUUGUAAUUAGGUGUGCAGUCUGUCGAACUUGGGCAUGCGUUGCGCACAUCAAACCGGUACAUGCGUGAGCGUUUAGAAUUAGAAGCAUUUACCAUUGGCGCUGUUCUUACGCACACAUGAAAUUAGGUUUUCGGUGUCUCGUAACCACGCGUCAGGUUGUCGAUGUUGUCGAGGGUGGGGCCCAACGACGAAGGUUGAACGUGUUGAAUGAUUCUAUCUCCACUCCCGGUAUUGUACUCACCACGUGCCGAGACCUCAAUUUGAAAGUUACCGGAUAGCACGUGCGGUAGGGUUCGGGGGAAACGUAGUCACAGACAUCCGCGAACAACCCUGUUCCACGUGAAAGCUUAAACAUAAGGCUACUGAGGUUAACACUGAUGUACCUGGUAAAGUUGAUAAAUCC
Ectocarpus siliculosus is the source of this 2615-nucleotide messenger RNA. NCBI's taxonomy places the organism in Eukaryota, Phaeophyceae, Ectocarpales, Ectocarpaceae. The record is from the annotation of a GenBank genome assembly.